AGAUGACCCAGAGGGCAUAUGAAUUAUUAUUGCUGUUUUCGAGGAGUUCACAUCCUGGGAUAUCAACCGUACAGUACGAAAGUACGUGUAGGAAGGAGUGUUUUAUUCUUCAAAGUCUAGCUAGCUAGCUCUGGCUCUCUCUCCCUCUCUCCCUCUCUCUACAUUAUACAUUAUACAUUGAUAUCCAGAAGUCUAGCGUGUCAUUUUGUUAAUUAAACUAGAGUGAGAAAAUGGCGCUGGUAACCAUCACGUACCAGGAUCUGCUGGAUUUUUGUGAAGAGGGCAAUUCCAAUGACAGUCUCCGACAGCGUCUGGUCAAUGACAUUGGGCGUGCCUAUGGCAGCAAUGGAUUGGGGAUUCUCUCUGUUUCAGGUGUCCCAGGUUUUGUGGAAUUACGAGAACGAUUGCUUCCUUUGGCUGCCAAAGUUUCCGAGCUACCCCCAGAAGAUUUGGAUAGCUGUGUCUCGGAAAAGGCUUGCUAUGCGGUUGGCUGGAGCCAUGGAAAGGAGGAACUGACGCCGGGAGUCCCUGAUUUGUCAAAAGGAUCGUUUUAUGCCAAUCCACUGGUGAACGAUUUGGUGGCGGCAAUGAUGCAGAGACUGCAUCAAAACUCCAAUGACAAUCCGCAAGAAGAGGAAGAAAGGCUCUGGCAGUUGAUUCAAGAUAAUUUUCCAUUUUUCGCACCCAACAUAUUUCCAUCGACGCUUCCGGAAUUGGAAACCGCCAUUUCUGAAAUGGGUCAAUGUAUUGCCAAAGUCGGACGAAUGGUUUCUAGGGUAUGUCGAGUAUUCUGCGAGCAACACGGCGUGUUGGUGGACUUGGAAAAGAUUCUGACCGAAUCACUCAAUUGCAAAGCACGCCUCUUGCACUACUUUGAGGCCAACAAUAAUAGUACACAACCUGAUGAGGGAGAUCAGCUCUGGUGUGGCUGGCACAAUGAUCACGGCUCCUUGACGGGGCUGGUACCAGCCAUGUAUCUGUCCACACAAAAACCUCAAAAGCAACUCCCUGCUGCCCCUGAUAGCAAUGCUGGUCUGUACAUUCAUUCACGUUCCAACGAGGUGGUCAAAGUGAGUCUCCCCACCGAUUGCAUUGGAUAUCAAAUUGGAGAAACCUUUCAGAUCUUAUCGGGAGGAUUGUUGCAAGCCACUCCGCAUGCGGUCAAGUCCACUCUCACAAAAGGCGUCACACGAGAAGCAUUUGCCGUCUUUUUGGAGCCCGAGUACGAGUUUCCCAUGACCAUUCCAGAGGGACGCACUGUGGAUGAUUGCUGUUGUCCGGACAAUCCAGCCAACAAGGCUCUGAAACUCAAUAGCAUCAAGUCACGGUGGAAGAAAGGCAUGUGUUUUGGAGAAUUCAACAACAUUACCAUUCAGACGUUUCAUAAGCAAUUGGAUGCAGCUGAGUAAGGGACAACUGUACAUAAUAAUUUGCGUUGUGAUCGAAAGAUGACAAACACACCGAGGAUGGAUAUUGCUACUAGCAACAGUAGAUAGUACGGCUUUGGAAAACAGGGUUCUUAUAAUACGAUAAGAACAAAUGGGAUACAGAAAAGGGCAAAGUAAUGCUUGAAGGAGUGGUGUCUUCCUAUUCACAAGAAGUUUAUAACAGAUGCCUAUGCAGCUUAGUAAAGAUAGCCAUAUUAUGAAACUC
Messenger RNA from Seminavis robusta, 1653 nucleotides. Lineage: Eukaryota; Bacillariophyta; Bacillariophyceae; Naviculales; Naviculaceae. The record is from the annotation of a GenBank genome assembly.